Molecule: messenger RNA, 1488 nt
Organism: Acipenser ruthenus (sterlet)
Lineage: Eukaryota; Metazoa; Chordata; Actinopteri; Acipenseriformes; Acipenseridae
Gene: dync2li1
Product: dynein, cytoplasmic 2, light intermediate chain 1
Exons: 13
Coding region: 165-1232 (355 amino acids)
Biological process (GO): intraciliary transport involved in cilium assembly; intraciliary retrograde transport
Cellular component (GO): ciliary basal body; axoneme; cytoplasmic dynein complex
Molecular function (GO): dynein heavy chain binding
Source: RefSeq, a predicted model, not a curated record
GUGGAUACGUAUUUGUGUGGAACGUCACAGAACCUGCGCUGUUUCCCAUCGCAACGUUUACACUCGGUAACUUCUUUAUUGUAAAUACAAUCUCGAAACGUCAAAAAGACAGCGAUCAGGAUAAGUGCAAAUUUGCAACUGUUAUUAACUGUUUAUUGAAAACAAUGCCGAAAGCAAGUGACAGCCUGUGGGAGAUUGCUGUGGCCGAGGUGCAGAGCCGAGAGACUGAAGGCAGCAGGGAGACGGAGGUCGGGGAGAGAGCCGUGUUCUUCAUGGGCAACAAGAGCGGGGGCAAGACGUCGAUUAUUCUGAGGUGUCUCGACAGAGACGAAGCACCGAAACCCACUCUAGCACUGGAAUACACUUUCGGAAGGAGAGCGCGAGGACACAACACGCCAAAAGACAUUGCUCAUUUUUGGGAAUUAGGCGGAGGUACCUCCCUCUCGGAUCUCAUACAGAUUCCCAUUACAACCGACAAUGUAAGGUCUCUGUCUGUCGUUGUUGUUCUGGACCUCUCGAAACCCAGUGAUCUGUGGCUCACCAUGGAGAAGCUCCUGCAGGUGACGGGAGCCCAGGUGGACAAGGUCUUCACUGAGCUGGUGAAGAGUGACACCAAAGCCAACAAAGAGACAAGACAGCGAGGCGCGAGGACUCUACCAAAGGACUAUCCGGACCGUGAGUUAAUUGAUCCGUUCCCUGUUCCUCUGCUUAUAAUAGGAAGCAAGUUUGAUAUUUUUCAGGAUUUUGACUCGGAGAAGAGGAAGGUCAUUUGCAAGACACUGCGGUUCAUCGCGCAUUAUCAUGGAGCCUCAUUAGUUUUCACUAGCAGCAAGACUGAAAGUCUAAUGUCUAAGACACGGAGUCUGAUUAAUCACCUCGCGUUCGGAACAGAAAGAGGUAAAUCUGUAUCCUUGGACCAGAACAAGCCAUUGUUAAUCCCUGCAGGGAUGGAUUCACUGGGUCAGAUUGGUUCUCCCCCUGCCUCCGAUGCUGAUAUUGGGAAGCUGCAGGCUAAGACCCCCCUGGACCUGUGGAAGAAGGUGUACGAGAGGCUGUUCCCACCCCAGAGUACCAGCACUCUGAAAGACAUCAAAGACCCAGCCAAAGAUCCACAGUAUUCAGAACCUGAGAUCGAUGCAAUGAGAGCACAGAAGGACCAGGAACUGGAACAAUACAAGAGAAACGCAUCAAAGUCCUGGAAAGGAAUGGACCUGGAUUCUCGGCCCAGUUAGGAGUUGCACUUCCAUGGUCAUCCCAGAGCGCCUCGACUCUCUAGUUAAGAGCAGAGAUUCCAUGGUCCGUGUGUCAACGGGUGAUGCAGUACCAUGAAACAAUCACAUUGCCACACAGAGAGCUACAAACACUGUGACUGUGUUCAUGGAGUAGUGUCUCCAACACCGUGAUGCAGGAAGCGUUUGAAAGCACACCCUGUACAUACGUUUAAUAUUUUGUUUAUAAUAGUAAUUGAAUAAACUAUACACAAAUGCA